GUUGAAUGUGGUGUUAGGGUUGAGAAAGGUUCGAGAAAACAACGAGCAAUGCCGCCAGAGCUCCGAGUAUCGGUGUAAAUAUUCUUGACCUAGAUUACCGAGAGAGCUCAAGGUAUAAGGGAGGAGAGCUCGCUCAUGCUCAUCAUCUCUCAGCUCUUAACUCUUCAGCCUCAUUGUUGCUACGAGAACCCAACAGACACACAGCUUUAACCUAAUCUUUUCUCUAUAACGUCCUUCUUCUCUCAACACAAUGGCCUCCCCUAAGCUCCAAGUCGCCGUUGCUGGUCUCGGCCGCAUGGGUGCUCGUCAUGCUCUCAACUUUCACAACAGAACACCCCGCGCUGAGCUUGUCGCAGCCUUUACUCCUGUCCAGAAGGAGGCAGACUGGGCCAAGGUUCACCUCGAGGGUGUUACAAUCUACAACGACUACCAAGAGAUGCUGAAGCAUCCUGGCCUCCAGGCUGUAGUAGUCGCUACUGUUACUACCGCUCAUGCUGAAGAGGCCAUUCAAGCCAUUGAGGCUGAUAAGCAUGUUCUUUGCGAGAAGCCUCUAAGUACCAGCGUUGAGAUCUCCCAAUCUGUUGUGGAUGCUGCUGCCAAGAAGCCGCACCUCAAGGUCAUGUGUGGUUUCUCCCGUCGAUUCGAUGCCUCAUACCGCGAUGCCUUUGAUCGCAUGGACAGCGGUGCCAUCGGUCGUCCCUCCGUUUUCCGAUCUCAAACCUGCGAUAAACUUGACCCGUCCGGUUUCUUCGUUGCCUAUGCCGAGUUCAGUGGUGGUAUCUUUGUCGACUGUAACAUCCACGAUAUCGACCUUGCCUUGUGGUACUUUGGCCAAGACUCUAUCGUCAAGUCUGUUGUUGCUACUGGCAUCACUGCUGUUCAGCCUGAGCUGCGAAAGCACAAGGAUGUAGACAAUGGUGUUGGCAUCGUCGAGUUCUGGGGCGGCAAGGUCGCAUACUUCUACUCUUCGCGCAUGAUGGCUGCUGGUCAGCACGAUAUGACAGAGGUCAUCGGUACUGAAGGCAAACUCGCCAUCAAUGCCAACCCAGUGGGCAAUCUUGUUGAGAUGCACGAGGCGACCGGUGUGCGCCGACAGAUUCCUGGAGACUACUAUGGCCGCUUCGAGCAUGCCUUUGUGACAGAAGCGAACGAAUUUUCAGCUGCUGUGCUUGAUAACAACAAGUUACCAUUCAAGCUUACUGGUGCUGUCCAGGCUGUCAAGAUUGGUUGCGCACUCCAAGAGUCGCUCAACUCGGGCAAGAAGAUUAACUUUGAUGAGACUGGUCGUCGCAUCGAGGAAUCUAAGCUGUAAAAAGAAUCAUGAUUGUUGAGCGCGUUCAUAUUUAGAUGAGUUUAUAGAGUAAUUGGACUUUGUUUGUGCGAAAUGAAUAUUCUGAUCGUACAUCUGAACCGCUAAUGGAGAUGAG
Fusarium odoratissimum NRRL 54006 is the source of this 1427-nucleotide messenger RNA. Its product is annotated as myo-inositol 2-dehydrogenase. Bases 251 to 1312 code for a protein of 353 amino acids. Lineage: Eukaryota; Fungi; Ascomycota; Sordariomycetes; Hypocreales; Nectriaceae. Gene Ontology annotation, molecular function: oxidoreductase activity; nucleotide binding. Gene Ontology annotation, biological process: NADPH regeneration. The record is from RefSeq and is a predicted model, not a curated record. The transcript is spliced from 2 exons. Gene Ontology annotation, cellular component: cytoplasm.